CGCAAAUUAUUUGGUGGUUAUCGUAUAACACCCAAACAUUGUCGAGCUACCAAAACAUUGCCCAGUAGUGAUCCUAGAGCUAACGGUCCUACGAUAUGCAUGUUCAAUCAUGAGUGUGCCCAACGCAAUGGUGAAGUAGUGGGAGCUUGUAUGGAUGGUUUCUUAUUUGGAGCCUGUUGUCAAGUGCCCAAUAAUCAGCAACUCGAAAAUACCCUGAUAAAUGAUGCCCAAAAUUCCUACUACCAUCAAUAUCAAAAUCAAAAAUUACAGCAACAGGAAACGGAAACCAAUAAAAUUGUUUCGCAGGCAUAUGAGUCAUUUGCGGAAAAUUCGGCUCAACAGCAAUCGUUGGAAAAUAGUCAGGCCCAAGAUUCCGGUUAUGGAGGAGCGCUUAAUAAUCUUUAUAAUCUGGAUCGUGUUGAAGACAACCAGCAACAGGAUACAUCGGAGCAGAUUAACACCAGUAGUAGUACUGAUGGUUCUACCGAAAGUGUGGUUUCAAGUACCAGUGUGGAAAUUGAUUCCAUUACUCAGGCCAGCACAGAGGCACAAACAAAUUCGCCUCGGGAACCACCCAAAAUAAAUAAACACAAGGAUACAGUUAAGGUUUCUUCACCCCCACAAGCUCCUCAAAAUGAUGAUUUUGUUUUGCAACUCUUAAAUACUCCGCCACCGGUUGAAGACAACAAUGUCAUUAGUUUUACCACUGAACUACCCACAAGGAUUUCCAGCAUUUUAACUGAACAAAGUAGUUCAGAAUCCAAUUCCUUCGAGGAAGAACCAGCGGCUGUAACUAAUAAACCUUUAGCUGAAUCUGAACAGCAUCUGCAUCAUAUCGAAGCAGAACAGCAUGACGCAGACCAAUUGUUUGGUGGAGUUACCUUUACGCACAGUGAUAUCACACAUCCCGGAGCAGAUGCUGAUCUUAUAGAAGAUGAUUUGCAAUUCUCAACAGGUUAUGGUCCCCAACCAGUAUUUGUACCAGCUCCACCCAAGCCCAUUGAAUCUUAUGAUCAGGAUCAGGCAAAUAAACACACUUCAAAUUUAUUCGAUGCCACUACAUCCUCCUCCUCGAUAACCACACAUGUGGAUUCCAUCGAAACUAUUAUACAACAAUUGAAUAAUAACAACAGCAAUCCCGGUCCAACCUACAAUGUCAUAAAUCAUCAUGAACAGCAACAACAACAUCAAACUUCCUCUUAUGAUAAUGGCCUUGCAACUGCCACCAAGAGGCCAAUUGCAUAUGAUGAGCAAGAUAAUACAAAAUACACAUCCUCAUUGUCCUACAACGAAAUAGAACAUAAUGAUAAGCAAACUCCUGCUAAUGUAUAUGAUCAAACCUCUUCCUCACCUUCCCUGUCAUCAUCAACAGCUGGCGAAUCAACAACCGUUAAUGCAGUUUAUGCUGAUGAGUUUGUUCUUGAAGAUCACACCAUGCCCGAAGUCAACUAUAAUGACUAUCAAGCAUCCAAACAUCCUACAUCCGAUUUUAACAAAAUGCCCGCACUUGGUAUUGCUUACCCAGUAGAUAUGUCCUACAUGGAGGAAGGAGCCAAUUAUGAGUCCGAUCAGCAUCAAGAACAACAGCAAAAUAACAAGCACCAGCAACAACAAGAUACCCAAACUUCAUAUUUGGAUACUAAACAACAACCUAUAGCUUCUUAUAUAGGAGUGGUAACCUCUCAAAGCUACAAUUCACAGCCAUUACCCAACGAAGUGGUCGUCUCUUCUUACACCACUAAAGUAGAGGAGAAUGCCGAAGUGUCCACGGAGUAUAAACCCAUUAUAACAACCAAUCAAGUUACAACAACUUCUUAUAAAACUACCACAAAGCCCGUCAAACACACUGUUAGCUCUACAGCUUACACAAACCGGCCAACGCUAGUGACCAAGAGACCGAAUUACAAAAAACCUACUAAAGCCAGCAAUCAACGUCCCACAACAAAUUCACAUUCAACCACAAACAGUAUUACAACACAACAUCAUUACUCCACUACCCCCAUCGAGACAAAGACACCCUCACCGAUUGAACCGUUGUAUUCCAAGCCCACGUCUUCGUACAAUCACGUUGUUCAACAAGACUAUAUAAUAAGCUCGGCUCCCACAGCAAAACCUAUUGUCACGCGUAAACCAACGAAAAAGCACACGCCCAAACCUGCCUCAACUAGUUAUAUAACGGCACCUACAACACCACGACCAGUCGUUACGCCUCAAUUUCAAUACGAUCAAGAGGUUCCAGUAAUACAAGCCGAUGAUAAAUUGGACUCCUUUGUCCACAGCACAGCCGAAAGUCUGGCUUCAGCCACACCAACUCAAGAAACAUUGUCCUACGAUCCACCGGUAUUUGUUAGUGCAGGUUCGCAAGUUCACAAUCAAAGACCUCAGUACAACGUACACAAGAAACCGACAUUCGUCAAAGUUCAAGCCACCCAAAGACCACAUGCGUCCAAGCCUAGCAAUUUACAGACAACAGCCAGCACUUACAUCAUUGCUCAACAAACUACUCCUUUGACUGGUUACGGCAGCACUUCCUUUGUCUACAACUCUUUGGUAACCAGAAGACCGGACUUUGCUGAUAGCACCGCUGGUGAUUAUAUGGGCAUUAGUACGGUCAAUUCGAAUGAUUUCGAUGACCCAGGCUACCAUGGUUCUCCCGUUCAAGCUAAGCCCGGCAAACCCUCUUAUGUGACCGGUUCUACUGAAGCUGUUUAUCAAGUGCCCAGCGACGACAAACCUGCCUUCCCCGGCUACUAUGGGCCAACACCUACUUAUCCCGCCUUCCCAGUGCCUGGCGAAAAAUUAGAUUCACCCAUUGAUGAAGACAUCUAUACCGCACCCAACAAUGACUUUAUUAACUUCCCACCAGUGCGCAAUCCCAAUCUUAAUAUGUCGGCCACUUCUAGUGCUGUAACCAGCGACUUGGAACUUUCGACACCAGCCUUUGUGGAAGACACUGUAUUGAAAAAUAAAAUGAAUACUUUAGUACAUAAGAUUGUUGAAUCGUUGCAAGGAAACUUUGAAGCCUUGGCCGAUAUGAUAGACGAUAACAACAAUACUCUAGCCGUACAAACAUAUCAAGCUUCCCCCAUAGCAUCGACCGCAGUGACAAAGAAACCCACCCGCAAGCCAGUAACAAGAAUAACUACAGUCAAACCUAAGGCCACCACCAAAAAGCCCAUAACUAAAGUAUCCACCAAGGCUCCUAUCAAAAAACCCGCUACCACCAGAAAACCAGAGACAACCACUAAACGUCAAGUUGUAAGACGUACCACAACUACCACCAGAAGACCAGCUACCAAGAAACCAACACGUAAGCCAACUACAACCACAAAAGCGCCAUUAGAAGAUGAACUAGUCGAUGAAGAAGACGAGGAAGACGUUAAUCCCAGUGACAAUGAAAUUGUAGAAGAGGAAGGCUAUGGCGCUAGUGCAAGUGGACGUAAAAUACAAUGCGGCAUGAGACCACACGUUAAGUCGGGACGUAUUGUAGGUGGCAAAGGGGCCAAUUUCGGCGCUUAUCCAUGGCAAGUAUUAGUACGCGAAUCCACUUGGUUGGGUCUGUUUACAAAGAACAAAUGUGGUGGCGUGCUAAUAACAAGUCGUUAUGUCAUCACAGCGGCUCAUUGUCAACCAGGCUUUUUGGCUUCAUUGGUUGCUGUUAUGGGAGAAUUUGACAUAUCGGGCGAUUUGGAAAGUAAACGUGCUGUCACCAAAAAUGUUAAACGUGUAAUUGUUCAUCGUCAAUACGAUCCGGCUACUUUUGAAAAUGAUAUUGCUUUGUUGGAACUCGAAAGUCCGGUUACCUUUGAUACACAUAUCGUACCCAUUUGUAUGCCUUCGGACAUUGCUGACUUUACCGGACGCAUGGCCACCGUUACUGGAUGGGGUCGUUUGAAGUAUGGCGGUGGUGUGCCAUCUGUAUUGCAAGAAGUGCAGGUUCCCGUCAUCGAAAAUAGUGUGUGCCAGGAAAUGUUCCAUACAGCAGGACAUAAUAAGAAAAUUUUGAAUUCUUUCUUGUGUGCUGGCUAUGCCAACGGUCAAAAAGAUUCAUGUGAAGGUGACAGUGGUGGUCCUCUAGUGCUACAACGUGCCGAUGGUCGCUACGAAUUGGCCGGUACAGUAUCGCAUGGUAUCAAAUGUGCCGCUCCCUACUUACCCGGAGUCUAUAUGCGCACAACGUUCUAUAAACCCUGGUUAAGAAGUAUAACAGGAGUGAAAUAGACUAUUCACAUCUAAAACCUCUCCCCAUUAAUUCUCCAGCAUUUAACGAUACAAAUUAAAUUCUAACACCCUACACAACGAAUUAAUGUGCAUUACAUUUACUCACGAUUAUUUAAACAAAA
Messenger RNA from Calliphora vicina (urban bluebottle blowfly), 4343 nucleotides. It is a transcript of the gene flz, whose product is annotated as filzig. The record is from RefSeq and is a predicted model, not a curated record. Gene Ontology annotation, biological process: proteolysis. The transcript is spliced from 8 exons. Gene Ontology annotation, molecular function: serine-type endopeptidase activity. Lineage: Eukaryota; Metazoa; Arthropoda; Insecta; Diptera; Calliphoridae. Bases 100 to 4221 code for a protein of 1373 amino acids.